Molecule: messenger RNA, 2754 nt
Organism: Asterias rubens (European starfish)
Lineage: Eukaryota; Metazoa; Echinodermata; Asteroidea; Forcipulatida; Asteriidae
Exons: 1
Coding region: 1-2754 (917 amino acids)
Molecular function (GO): catalytic activity
Source: RefSeq, a predicted model, not a curated record
AUGUCGCAAAGGUCCACCAUUUUGAAAUCUACACAAAGGAGAGGAAUUGGGAACCUCAUUAACAUAACAACUGAGCAACCGAGGUACCAUUAUCAGCUACCAACUACCUUGUUAUGUAAUCCUCGUUCCCUCAAUAACAAAGUUGAUGAACUGAGCCUGAUUUUGAACAAUAACAAAGUGGACAUUGGAGCUAUCACGGAGACGUGGUUUUCACCAGACCAACCUGUGGAUCAAAUUAGUAUCCAUGGCUACAACAUUUUUUCGCGUCCAAGAAAAGAGCAACGAGGAGGGGGUGUAGCUCUUUACACCAAAGAAUGCUUGAAUGCCACCUUACUUGAUAACAUAGAGGUUCCUGAUGACAUCGAAGCAAUCUGGGUUAAUGUUCGGCCUCCACGCUUACCACGUUCAAUUUCAAACAUUGUGAUUGGAACUGUUUACUACCCUCCCAAAAGCAUUAUUGCUCAACCUCUGCUUGAUCACAUCAGUUCCACUGUUGAUCAAAUUCUCACUCGGCAGCCUGACUCCGGCAUUAUUGUCAUGGGUGAUUUUAACCGGCUAGAACUGGAUCCUCUUUUGUCAAAUAACUUUACUCAAAUUGUGGACAAGCCAACUCGUGAAGAUGCCAUUUUAGACAAGAUCAUCACCAACCUAGCAUCAUUCUACAAUCCUGUAGAAAUCAGCUCCCCUCUUGGUCUUAGUGAUCACCGCUGUGUCAUUGUCAGACCUAAAAGCCCCAUCCGCAAUACCAACACUAGCAAGACUCGAGUGGUACGGCCCAUGAAGGACAGCGACGUGCGAGAAUGUGGUUCAUGGUUGAGUGACCAUGAUUGGUUGGAAGUAAUCAGCACGCAUGACGUCACUGCAAAAUGCACGGAGUUCUACGAAACCCUCAACUGUGUGCUAGACACUUACUUUCCGAAGAAAUCAGUCAAAAAACACCCCUCUGACAAAUCAUGGCUGACACCCUACAUCAAAUCACUCGUUGUCAAGCGUCAGCGUGCUUUCCAUGGCAACCAACAAUCGCUGUGGAGGUAUUUCAGGAACAAGAUCAAUCGUGAAAUCAAACUGGCCAAGAAAACACACUACACAACCGAGGUCGAGCGACUCAAGAAAUCUAAUCCGAGUUCAUGGUUUCGUGAAGUUCGACUUAUUACAACAGGCGCGAGCACAAAUCGCAACAUCCAGUUGCAGAAUAUUGACCCCACAGCUCACAAGGACAUAGCGUCUGCUAUUUGUGAAAAGUUCGCUGCAGUCGGUAACGACCUUGACCCCUUGGAUACAUCCUUACUGCCAGCCUACCUUCUAGCCAAACCAAUCCCUCCUGUCCAACCUUGGGAGGUGCUCAAACAACUUCAGAGAAUAAGCAGCACAAAGGCGAGUGGCCCCGAUAAUAUUUCGGCUAGAUUUAUACGACAGUAUUCUUAUGAACUUUCUAAGCCAUUGACUCACAUUAUCAACGCCUCGUUUGCACAGCUUAUCGUCCCAGCACAAUGGAAGAGGGCAAUUGUCGUCCCUGUGCCCAAAACUUCACCAGCCAACAUAGACAAUUUGCGACCCAUUGCCCUCACAGAUCACUUUGCCAAAGUGACAGAACACUUCAUUGCUCAACAAACAAUGGCGUCGAUUAAACCCAACCUCGACCCCGCCCAGUUCGGAAACAUCAAGAACGUAUCCACUACGCACUGUUUGAUUGAUGUUCUUCACACACUCCAUGCUAAUGCUGAACUACCCAAAUCUAUAUCGUCCAUUCUUCUCACUGACUUUUCUAAGACUUUUGAUCACAUCAACCACACAAUUGCAGUUUCCAAGCUCCUCAAGUUGGGAGUUCCACCACAUUUAGCCGCAUGGAUCGGUGAUUUCAUCUCUAAUCAUGAACAGUGCGUGAGAUACCUCGAUUGUCUUUCGGAAUGGACCCCUACUAAUGCAGGUGUUCCACAAGGCACUAAGCUCGGUGCCAUUAUCUUCCUGGCAGUUAUCAAUGACGCCGGUUUCAAAGAGAACAAUACAAGUAUAAAACACUUCAAAUAUGUUGAUGACAUGACUGUCAUUGAAACCCGUGAUGCCAGUGUUGGAUCCAACCUCCCAUCUGCAAUAACUGAUCUGGAUGUUUGGUCGUCGGACAACAAAAUGCAACUCAACGUGAAAAAGUGUUUCACCAUGGACAUUUGUUUCUUGCGGAACCAACCAGUUCCCCUCUCAUUGACUCUAAAUGACAAAACUAUAACACAAUGUGCAGUUAUUAAGCUUUUAGGUGUUUUUAUUCAAGCCGACUUAAGAUGGGACACGCAUGUAGGCUCAAUGAUCAAGCGUGCAAAUUCCCGCCUUUUCAUGCUUCGUAAAUUGAAGUAUCAUUACCUAAGCAUAUCUGAUCUUGUUGCUAUAUAUACCUCCUUUGUGCGGCCCAUUUUGGAGUACGCUGCACCCGCCUGGUCAGGUGCUUUGUCAAGUAAGCAGUGCAAUGAUCUGGAAAGGGUGCAAAAGCGCGCAUGCAGAAUUAUUCUUGGCAAUGACUACGUGCGCUACUCAGACGCUCUACAAUUGUGCAGUAUUGAAACACUGGUAUGCCGUCGUAACCACUUGUGCCAAUCUUUUGCCAAAACUCUCCCUUCAUCAGUCCUAAAGCGCCUCUUGCCAAAGAGGUAUGAUAGUGGGUACCAACUUAGGAACUCCGGACUUCUGGGUCAGUUUAAAUGCCGAACAGAGCGCUACAGAAAGAGCCCUCUCCCUCACCUCACACGCCUUUUUAACAACUGA